Cadophora gregata is the source of this 1907-nucleotide messenger RNA. RefSeq lists its product as uncharacterized. The transcript is spliced from 2 exons. The record is from RefSeq and is a predicted model, not a curated record. NCBI's taxonomy places the organism in Eukaryota, Fungi, Ascomycota, Leotiomycetes, Helotiales, Ploettnerulaceae. The coding region runs from base 77 to 1429 and encodes 450 amino acids.
CAGCUCGAUGCGCGAUUCUUUAUCCUACCAUCACAACGUCGUACUCUCCAUAUAACAAAGGAAACCACUUCUUACUAUGGGCAAAGGCAAAGGAAAAGCUGGUCGCAAGGAAACGAAACUAGACGCCAAAAAAUUAAACCAGGAACCAAAAAUUCCAGGAAUGCCAAAACCACCGAGGCCAGAAAAGAAGGCGAAGAAAGUCCUGUCGAAAGAGGCGAAGAGCGCAAUACAGUCUAAUCUUCUUGGAUCUACAACUCUCUCGCUGCCAAUUGGUCAUCCGAAGCCGCUCGUGAAGAGUCCUGUGCAUGCGAAAUGGCCGGCGUUGUUUAAGAAGCACCUGGGGGUUCUGGAGUCGCAUAUCAAGGCGCUCGAUAGAGUGAUGCAGAAUGUGAAGAGUGAGAUGGCAGACUUACCUGAGAAGGAGAGGUUGGAUUUUGAGUUGGGUGAGAAGGGCAAUUGGAGGAUUAUCUGCGGUAUGAUGGACAGGGCGCGCGAAGCUUUUACGACUGCGCGGAGUGCUGCGCAGGGUAUUAUUCAUGCGAAGCAUCUGCAAGAUAAGAAGGGCCUCGGUGUGGUUGGAACGUCUUUCGAACGCCUCGAACCAGAACUCGACAAGAAAGCUGCAGAUAUUGGAUACAACCCUGCCGGAAAGGGCAAGCUGGGCAGAAACCCCGAGGAUGUGGAUGAAGACGGCGACAGUGAGAUGACAGACACAUCAGAUGCUUCAGACGACUCCGAUGCAGAAGAAAUUGAUCACGACGUAGUAGCAGACAACACAGAUUUCAUCCAACUCAGCAUCGGCUCCAAGAUGUCGCGCUUCCCAUCAAACGGCGCCAAACCUGCGACAGCGGAGGAGAAUGCUACUGCAGUCGAGCCCAAUCCCUACUUCGUCGUCGAUAUCGAACCCACACCCGUCAAUCUCCAACCCGCCGAGCCGAAGAAGAGUCGCAAGCAGCUCAAGGAAGAAGCAGCUCUCGCACGAAAAGCCGCGCGAGAAGCCAAGAAAUCCGCAUACGAAGCAUCUAAACUCGCAGGCCCCAAAAAGCCCACCCCACAACCAGAGCCAGAAGUCGAUUUCGCAGCUCUCGAAGCAAGUUUACAGGCUGAGAUUGCGGCGGCGACAAAGAUACAAGAGGAAGAUGCAGCUAGAGAGUUGUCGAGGAAGUCGAAGAAGAAGCGUAGGCGGAGCAGUGGUGUGGAUGAGGAGGUUGUGGAGAAGAAGAUUAGGCUGGAUAAGGAGAAGGAGAAGGAGAAAAAGGGCAAGGGAGAGGAGGAUACUGAUGCGGAUGGUGGUGCUGUGGAGGAAGCGAAGAAGGUUAAAAAGGAGAAGAGAAGUAAAGAGAAGAAGAGGAAGGCGGACGAUGGUGCUGAUGGGGAGGAGCCUGAGGAGGGGACUAAGAAGAAGAGGAAGCAUAAAGGGGAUGCGUAGAUGGGAGUGAGCUGGGAAGGGAAGAGCAGGUCUUUGCUUUACGAUACCAUGGUCUUUUUCUUUGCUGUUGUAUUGUAGAUAGCUGGGUUGGAGGGGGGGUUGCAUAGCUUCGGGAGUACAAAAUAGGAGUUUUUGCAUUGUCAUUUUAUGUGUCUUUGACUUCAUGGAUCAUUUAAUGGUCCUGAAUGUUUCAUACAAAUGUGCGGUGACUCCUCCUACGGAUAGAUGAGAAAAUUUCAACAGGCUUAUCAAAGUCUGCCGGCCAUAGUUGAGGUUUGAUGGUAUUACUUACUAUGCCAGGGCCGUAACGUGGAUUCCAGUGGCGUAACCAUAAGUCCUUUCUUUCGAACAUGUGGAACGCUCAAAUGGUUCCUGAUGGAACCUUUUCAGCCUAGUCAUACAUUCAUUCCCUUUGAAUUCAGUUUGGGAAUCCUUGGAAGCUGGAUUGAAUAAGGGAAGAACGAUUGUUUUGUUGAAG